CCCUCCCUUCGUCUCUCCCUCUCUCCCUCCCGGCAGUGCAUCCCCAUCCCCCACACGGUGGCCGUCUCUUCGGGUGAAAACUGUCUUCCCAGCGCCACUGGCCCGACUAAACGCUGCUGUAGCAGAGAGCCAGUCCGCACCGAGCCGAGCCGAGCCAGAGUAGACACACCGGAGAGGGCACGUACGCACACGGGGAAUCUUGUAUUUGUUUCGACCGAGCCUCUUUGAUUUGCAUAUCCACUUCCACUCCUUCCUCAUUUGCAUACAGCAAGAAUGGCGAGCGGGCAUCCCACAGACAAAUUCAGUUUCAUGUAUCAACCAGACACGCACAAGAGUAAGAACAGGUUAGCUUCAGCUAUGAAUCCAGUCUACAGCCCAGUUCAGCCUGGCACCCCAUACGGAAACCCCAAGAACAUGGCCUUCGCAGGCUAUCCAGGAGGGUAUCCUGCCACGGCUCCCACCUAUACACCCAACCUCUAUCAAACAGGCAGUCCUGGGUAUCCACCAGGAUAUACUACAGCGGGAACCCCGUACAAAGUUCCCCCUACCCAGUCAAACGGAGCACCUCCUCCCUACACCCCGACCCCCACCCCAUACCCGACAGCGAUGUACCCCAUCCGCAGUGCCUACCCUCAGCAGAACCUAUACGCACAGGGAGCGUACUACACUCAGCCAGUGUAUGCGGCUCAGCCACACGUGAUCCAUCACACCACUGUGGUGCAGCCUAACAGCAUCCCCUCCACAGCCCUCUACCCUGCCCCCGUCCCCGUCCCCACCCCUCGCAACAACGGCAUGGCUGCUAUGGGGAUGGUGGCCGGAACAACCAUGGCCAUGAGCGCAGGGACUCUGCUGACAACGCCCCAGCACGCCCCGAUUGGAGCGCACCCAGUUACUGUGCCAACCUACAGGCCCCAAGGGACACCUGGGUACAGCUACGUACCGCCUCACUGGUAGAGCCCACCCAUCAUAUCUGGAGUCCACCAUCGUAUGCAACUGCUCAAAUCUUACCCGAGCUCCCGCUGGUAACCAUGGGAACUCGGCACCUGUCUGCAAGAACAAAACUAAAGUGCAACAGCCACUUUACUAUUAUUGUUAUUGUUAUUAUGCGACAUUCUCUAACGUUUUUACAAAAGCUGCUUUUAUUUUAUUUUAUUUUUUAUUUUAUUUUCAUUUUUUUUCUCUCUCUUUUCAUUUGCCAACCAGUCAUUACCUUUUUAUUUUAUAUAUAUUUUUUUAUGGUUAUUUCCUCAUUUGAUUUUUCUUUUGCUGCGUCUGUCAUUGGAACUCCAGAAGGACUCUUGACCAAUCACGGUUGUCGGUCGCUCCUGUUUCUGUGUUGUGCUGCGGUGUGUGGUCCUGCCUGCUGCUGCUCAGUAGUUGGCUGGAAAGUAUUGGGCACUUAUUCCUCAUCAUCAUCUCCAUCAGUCACUACAAAGACUUAUUGACUUAUGCUGCCAAAUUUUCUAACGACUAGAUAUCAGCACAGGGUUUUAACAUAAUUAGGAUUUCAUUUUUUUUUUUUUUCUUUUCUCCUCGGGAUGUUAAACUUUUUUUUUUUUAACCACACAUUAUCUUUUCCUCCUUUUGUUCUGCCUUCCUCUUCAUCCCUUCUUUCCGGAUUUGUAUAAUUUUCAGUUUGAUCUCGGUCGUCUUCCAGCUCGCAGCUGUCUGUCUGGCAGUAGUCAUCCUUGUUGUAACGUCUCCGUGUGAGUGCUUACUGAGCAUCACCCGCUGUGCUAUGUGUCCUACCUUGCCCGCAUUAGCAUCGUGCCUAGCGCACAUUUAAAAAAAGAAAAACAGACAAAAAGAAAAAUACAUAAUUUACUCCAUGCUACAUACUAUGCAGGCUAGUAUGUUGUGACACUAUCGAAAUCUUAACCUAGCUAGAGAACAUUCGGGGAUCGUUUGGGUCAUGUCAGCUUUUCUGUGUGGUUAGCGUAGGUCGGUACAUUUAAAAAAAAAAAAAAUACUAUUUAUACUAACUGUGUCAGCAGCAUGGGUGGUCGUGCACACUUUGUCACACACACGAACAAAACACAGACACACACAAACGCGCACAGGGGCUCCUGUGUCGCGUCGGAGAACACACAAUCACUUAGUGGCACUUACUGUACAGGACCUCCAGUUAUGUUGUUAACUGAUCAACACACAAACACACACACACACACAUAUAUAUACAUACAUACAGGCAGGCACACACACACAGGGGUUUGUGGGUGUGUGCGUGGCGGACACAGCCAGCAGAGAAGGAGUUUAAAGGGACUGUGUUGGCAGACUGAGAGGAGAGCAGACAGCAAGGAAGCAAGAGGAGGAGGAGAUGAUAUAUUCACAGUCAGACAUUUCAUUUCGAGGUACAAGACAUUUGAGUUUGUGACAUCUCACCUGCAAGGGACUGCACUGACGCGCAGCUAUUUUUGCACUGCAUGUAUUGUACGCUGACGUUCUCACCGUGAACGGAUCAUCUCCUCCUCCUUCCUUUUCGCAGGCGAGGACUAAUAACUAAAGGACACGCAGCGGAUGAGAAUGCCACGGGUUUUCCGGUAUUAACGGAUAAUAGAAAAACGUUCUGAUUGAUGGAUACCAGUCUCUGAAUGUUAUCCACGUUGCAGCCGUCUGACAGGAGGCAGUUCUCCAUAAAUUACGCCAGCGGCACCUGGCUCAUGGUUACAGGUUGUAAUUUUUAGACUUUGAUUUAUAAAUUUAAUCUUGAUGGCGCAGGAGAGAGAGAAAAGCAAAACCAGAUCAAACUCAUAAUGGUUCUGGUGUUUAUUGCCGUUUUGCAUUACGGCUUCUACAUUUACAUUCUCAGUGCGACGAUCCGUCUUAAUCAGACCCGUUGUUAUUUUAUUGGUCCUCGGCUGGAGAAAAUGACGGCGUGGGGAGGUCGCAGUGGUGGUGGGAUUUAAUAUCUAGGUGAGGCCUGUGGCAUUUUUCAGGAUUUACAGGAAAAAAAUUAAAAAAAAAAUACAACUCAAAUCUCAACUUGACGAUCUGUAGAGCACAGAUCGGUGUAACAAAGCAUUUUACUGCGCGGGAUGUGGAUGAAGUGGUUUGAUAUUGCAAUAAAAUAAGAGGGAUCGCCUCCAACUGUUAACACACAGUAAUUAUUUUAUCAGCGUUUUGAAUUGAUUUUUAAGAAAAAAAAAAUACUUAUUGUUGUAAUCUCUAAAUAUGGAUUUCAAGGCUCUGUACGUGGCCUCCUUUCAAUAAAUAUUACUGCUAAGAAAGAGUAGAACAUAUCAAAAUUUUGGGUAUCGAGUAACAUUGUGAGGAAAUAUUGCACAACGUAAAACAGAAAGAGAAAAAAAAGAAACUUGACUAUACUACUAUAAUUUAAUGCUAAGUAACUGGUACCUAGGCUUUGUAGUGCAAGAUGGAGGAUGAAGCAAUUUAUAUCAUAAUUAAAAAAAAAAAACAAUAAGGUCGAGUGUGUGAGGUAUUCUUAGUCCAGGUGUUUGUACACUAGUAGGUUAAUUCUCAAAAAAAUAAAAUAAAAUAAAAAAAUGCCGCUGUCGGAUGAAAACCGCCUCUAUUGGAGCCCUGUUUUUAAAAAAGGAUUUUAGACGAUAUCAAUCAUAACCUGUUCCCAUCCUGUAAGGAUCUUGUUCUUUUUCCAUUUAAGGCAGUUAAAAAAAAAUAAUAACAAUAAAAUUCACACAAACUGGAUUUUCUUGCGACAGCAGUAAUUUUACUCUGCAUUAGGAUUUAUUUAACCAACCACUACUUUUGUCAGUAUUUCUCAAUUAAAUAUUCUGUUUUUUGUUGUUUUUUUUUUUAUUGUUUUUCUUCUUUCCCUCUGGUCAAAUGAGAACAAUGGGUAUGCAUAAUAUUCAGGUGUAUUUCACUAUAGCAUUGGAUUUCUAAGUUUAAAAAAAAAAAACAUGCAGUAUAUUUAUACAGCAAGUGGUACAGUAAUGUAUUUCUAGCUAAGCAUGGUUGCAUCAGUGUGGCAGCUACUGUUUGUGCUUUUAUUUUUUACCUCCUCUUCUGCAUCUUUGUCCUCUACAUAUCUUGUUACUUAAAGGGGAGGGGGGAAGGUGAAGCUGAGACACGGCCCGCGAAUAAAGUCUUGUGGAAUUUGUCGUCGCCAAAUUCCUGCGUUUUUAUGACUGCCGCUUGACUUUACAGACGUUGGAGGAAGCAGAGGAUGAAAGAGAACUGAAACGGAUAGCCUUUUAUUUUAGUUUUUAUUUGGUUUUGUUUCUGGCUCACCGGUAAAGGCUAGCCGCCCUUUUCCUGUCCGUUUCCGUUUUGCUGUGGGGUGCAAAGAUGCAUGUCUUGAACACCCUCUGCCUCCGUUCCCUUUGUCCCGUGCCAUAUUUCACCAAUUGUUGUUGGGUAAAUAUUAGUUUCCUCUCCUAAGUGACUGGUGAGCUCUGAGUCCUUGUUACGUCUAGCUUCCUGUGAAUCUGUGUUUUUCCUGUUGCUGUCCCGUUUCUCACGCUGUUAAUGCAUAUUGCCUGUCUGACUUUUAUCUUACUGUAUCCUCCGUGUUUCUCCUCUUUUUACUACUCAGAGGCCGUUUUGCAUCCCUUUAAAUGUCAAGUCUCGUCUAAUUCAAAGGAUGCAAAAUGCUGUCUGAUCAUACGUACCACUUCCUCUCUCUUAUUUUAAGUCUCUACUCUCACCACUUCAUUUUUCAUAUUUUUUUUAAUGCCUUCAUUUCCACCUUUGCAACUCUCACCACCCCGUCUGAACAGCAGUCAUGUAGUGAGCUAUGUGACCGUCAUCGACACGGUCAUUUGCUGCAUUUUUUGUGAUGCGCCAUUGAGCCUUUUUAAACACUAGAGGUCGCCAGUAACAAAGUCUGGAAGCGGCAUCAGGAUGGUUUAAAACCGACACGAUUAAUUCGUAAUUUGAGAAUUGAAAUAAGAUGCCACGUUUUAGGAUAUUUCAGGGCUUUUUCGGGAAUGACAUUUUAAACAAAAAAAAAAGAAGAAGAAGCAAACAAGACUCCAAAUAAAGUCUUAUUUGUUUUGAGGACCAACGCUCUUAAACUGUGAUUCUGUUUUUUUUUUAUACGGCGGCUCAGUAGAGAGGCAGAGCCGCAGAGCAGAUGUGUCUUUCAGGGUGGUGAAACUGCUUCCUCAUUCCUUUCCUCUCGUUUAUUUCAAUUUGCACUUACAUGAAAAAUGGGCAGUUGAACACCUUGAAGUGUUUGCGGAGGGAGGGGAGUGCGAGGGGGAGGUGGGGGGGGUGCAAAGUUGUCUUAAUCAUGGUCCUUUUAUCGUCACUCUAUCCUCGAAACAUUUCCAAACCUUGAAAGAGGAUGAACAAGCAUUACUUUGUUUAUUUUUUUUCUUUUAUUUCCAGUGUAUUUUUUUUUUAAUCUCGAGCCUUUUCACUUUGACAGUGAAAAUGUGACCAGAAGCAUUCACGACGCAUCCAUCCCCCAUCCCCCCCUCACCCUCCCUCCCUCCGUCUUCUUUUUUUUUUUGCUUUUUUUUUUUGCCUUGCAGUUGCUAAGUCUUAGUUUUUCAUGAGUAUAAAUUAAAACACUACUAUCACGGCGAAUAGUAGGCUCUUAAAUGUCUUUGAUGUUCUGCUGCAGCUUUUUAAUUUCAAUUUGUCAGAGAUAACUCUUAGUUUAAUUUGACACUAAAUGUGAUGCAAAAAGUGGAAAUUCCUUGUCUUCCAAAAAGAAAAACAAAACAAAACAAAAAAAAAACAUGUACUCCGCAUCCCAUCCGGAUCGAGUAUUAGGAACAACCCCAUCUUUGGAAGUUUUAGUUUGGUACCCAGUUUGCACAUGCUAUGGUAUAUCUGUUACCGUAAGGUUGUGUUUGAAACUGAAGCCCAACGUCUGUUCAGCGUUGAGAGAAGUGAAUUGUAUGUUAGCUAUUCGGUCCCCGAGUGAAGGACCUGCGUCAGGCUUGUGAUAUGAAGUGUAAAUCUGUUUUAAAUUUUUUUUUAUGUUAUUUUUUUGUUGUUGUUGAGGGUUUUUUUUUUUUUUUUUAAAGAUCAGUUAGUGAUCUUAGUACUAUAACUAAGCCAAGUUUGUAAUUGUAUAUUUACUGUAAAAUGUAGAACAUUGAAUAACUAUUAAAAUUUUCCUAUAAAAGGAAA
Messenger RNA from Mugil cephalus (flathead mullet), 6066 nucleotides. It is a transcript of the gene fam168a, whose product is annotated as family with sequence similarity 168 member A. Bases 274 to 954 code for a protein of 226 amino acids. The transcript has 8 exons. Gene Ontology annotation, biological process: positive regulation of base-excision repair. Lineage: Eukaryota; Metazoa; Chordata; Actinopteri; Mugiliformes; Mugilidae. The record is from RefSeq and is a predicted model, not a curated record.